Messenger RNA from Colletotrichum aenigma, 1536 nucleotides. Its product is annotated as Cytochrome b2. NCBI's taxonomy places the organism in Eukaryota, Fungi, Ascomycota, Sordariomycetes, Glomerellales, Glomerellaceae. Bases 1 to 1536 code for a protein of 511 amino acids. The transcript has 2 exons. Gene Ontology annotation, molecular function: heme binding; oxidoreductase activity. The record is from RefSeq and is a predicted model, not a curated record.
AUGCCGCCGACGCUGACACCAGCCGAGAUAUCCAAGCACAACACCCUCAACGACAUCUGGCUCGUCAUCGACGGCAACGUGUGGGACUUUUCCGACUUCGUCCGCGAACACCCCGGCGGUAUCGCCGUGAUCCUGCAGUGCGCCGGCAAAGACGCGACGGACGUCUACUCCGAAGUCCACGGGCCCAACCUCGUAAAGUCGAACCUGCCCGCCGCCCACCUCAUAGGCGUCCUCGCCCCGGGCGUAGCCCUGCCCAAACCGAAGCAGACCCAACACGCCCAGCCGAGCAACAUGACCUCCCCCAACGAUGAGAGGCAAGACGGGCAAAAAGCACCAACACCGCCACCCUCAAAACCACCCUUGGAUACCCUCAUCAGCGCCCACGACUUCGAAGAGGCCGCCUCGACGUCCUUCACCCCGAAAGCCUGGGCCUUCGUCUCCUCCGCCGCGACAGACCUACACACCAAACGCCUCAACGCCUCCGCCUACUCCCUCAUCGGCCUCCGGCCCCGCGUGCUCGUCGACGUGUCCGCGGUCGACACCUCCACCACGAUGCUCGCCAACCCAAUGCGCUCCCCCAUCUUCUGCCCGCCCACCGCCAUGGCCCGCCUCUUCCACCCGGACGGCGAGAAGGAGCUCGGCCGCGGCUGCAAGGCCGCCGGCAUCCCCCAGGGCGUCUCCGUCAGUGCCUCCUUCCCCCUCGCCGAGAUCCUCGCCGCGCACGCCGCCUUCUCCCCGCCGAAGCCCUACGACGUCCCCGUCUUCUUCCAGCUCUACGUCGACAAGAACCGCGCCAACUCGGAGCGCCUCAUCCGCUCCGCCCAGGCCCAGGGCGCCAAGGCCCUCUUCCUGACUAUCGACGCCCCCAUCCCCGGCAAGCGCGAGGCCGACGAGCGCGUGCGCUCCGACGCCUCCAUCGGCUCGUCCCCCAUCUCGGGCGCCAAGGCCGGCAACGACGCCAAGGGCGGCGCCAUCGGGCGCAUCAUGGGCGACUACAUCGACGCGUCCGUCAACUGGUCCGACAUCGUCUGGUUACGGCGCACCGUGCCCGGCAUGCCCAUCGUGCUCAAGGGGAUUCAGACGUGGAUGGACGCCGAGCGCGCGGCCGCCGCGGGCGUGGAGGCGAUCGUGCUCUCGAACCACGGCGGCCGCAGCCUCGACACGUCGCCCGCGACCGUCAUGGUCCUGCUCGAGCUGCAGAAGAACUGCCCGCACGUGUUCGACAAGCUCGAGGUCUACGUCGACGGGGGCAUCUCGCGCGGCACCGACAUCUUCAAGGCGUUGUGUCUCGGGGCCAAGGCCGUCGGCGUCGGGAGGGGGUUGCUUUAUGCGCUCAACUACGGCGCUGAGGGCGUUGAGCGAUACGCCGAGAUACUCCGAGACGAGUUGGAGACGACGAUGAAAAUGUGCGGCGUCACGAGCCUGGACCAAGUCCAUCCGGGCUUCCUCAACACGCUGGCCGUGGACCACCUCGUUCCGGGUCGGGAGGACAAUCCAAAUACCCCUUGGCACAGGGACAGACAGAGCCGUUUGUAA